CACCACUCGUGUGGGAGCCAGGAGUUGACGAGCAGCUGGGAGCGCGGCGCUGGGUGAGGAGCGAGUGACUGGGUGAGGAGCGAGCGAGUGACUGGUUGUUGCCACUGCAAGGACGUCCGGUUGAGUUGGAGCGCACAUUUAUUGGAGGCACCAGCGUGAUGGCAAGGGGCCGGGCGAGCGGGUAGCGCGAGGGUCGUAAGCGCGCGAGCUAGCGGCAUGGCGGAGAGCCGGGCCGGUGGCGGGGCUGCCACGCCGGUGCCGCUGCGGCGCCUGGGGCCGGCGCUCAACAAGUUCACCCGAGUGGCCAUCCCCACCGACCUGGAGCGCCUGGCGCGACACCAGGCCAACAUCGAGAAGUACAACAACCAGCAGGACUGGAAACUGCUCCACCAGGAGCAGAUCAACGCGAGCCGCACCGUGCAGCAGCUGCAGUUUAACGUGCGGGAGAUGGAAAAGCUUCGUUUGCUGCUGCGCAAAGCCGACGGCGCUGCCUUCGAGCACAUUGUGCAGCCGGCACGCGACCUCGCUUCCUCCGCCAUCGCCGCCUUCCUGCGCGACCCCGCCACGAGCUGCCCCCCCGCGUUCUCCUCGCUGCCGCCCUGCGACGUGCACGGGCGCGACGAGGGACGGGAAGGAGCGGCGUCCAGAAUGACGCGCUCCACCAGCGACUUCACCGAGCUGCUGGUCCGUGACGACGCCGCAUCGGGGCCCACGGAGGGGGCAGGGGAGCGAGGAGGGCCACCCUCGACGCCCCCCUCAUCGCCGCAGCUGCAGGAUCAGCUGCUUGCGCUGCACGAGAUCCCACAGGAGGAGGAUGCGUCCGAGUCGUGGGAGCACCUGUGCGAGGAAUUAACGGAGCUGAACUCCCUGGUCACCGACUUCUCGUACAUGGUGCAUAACCAGCAAGAAACCAUCGACUCCAUCGAGGACAAGUUGGAGAUGGCCUCUGACAACGUACGGCAAGGAACGAAGCAGAUCGGCAAGGCAGCCAAGUCUGGGACGGUGAUGCUGCCGGUGGCGGGGGCGGUGCUAGGCGGCAUCCUGGGCGGGCCCGUGGGGAUGCUCGUCGGCUUCAAGGUGGCGGGGGUGGCGGCGGCGCUGGGCGGGGGCCUGCUGGGCUUCACGGGCGCCCGCGCGUUCCAACGGCAUCGGCGGGCGCGCGUCGACGUCCAGCUCCAGCAGCUAUCGAGCAGCUGCCCCGAGCUGAGCCAAUUGCAGCAGUAGGGACCCCGCCAGAACCUGCCGGCUCGCAUCUGGGGUGUGCCUACUCGCCCGGUUGCUCGCUCACCCACUGGUUCAUCUGCUCGCUCGCUCGCCUAACAGCUCACACACCUACCUACUCGUGCACCUACCAGCUUGUCUGAUCAACCCCUCGCUCGCCUACCGCAUCGUUCGUUUACCGCUCAUCUCCGUCGGCUGCUGCUCCAUGGUGGCCCCAUUGCCCCGUGCAUUGCAACACCCGUGGGCACCUGCAGAGACUAGUGCCCAUAUCGAACGCGCUCGACUUGCGUGGUGAUGGGGGAGUUUUACACUCGAGUGGUGACGACCUCGCAGACCCCUCGCCUGGGGCGCUUGCGGACACAAUUUUUUGACAGCGACAAAAAUAACGUGAAGACUUGUUCUGCCGCAUCGUUGGAGGUUUUACGUGGAAAAAUCAAACAAUCUUUACGCUUUAAUCAAAUUUAUAUUCGCGUGUUCAGAAGCUCAGUCAAUCUGUGUGCGUUCUUCAUCGCUGAGCCACUCAGUGCGGGGUGCAAGGUUCAACACGACACGGUAGGUUUUGUGGGAGUUGACCAAAGCCUACCCAGACUCGCACACCCACCAUGCCCACGUGCGUCUGUAAUGAACACAUCUGGGAGUACA
Lethenteron reissneri (Far Eastern brook lamprey) is the source of this 1863-nucleotide messenger RNA. RefSeq names its product syntaxin-17-like. Gene Ontology annotation, cellular component: autophagosome membrane; SNARE complex; plasma membrane. Gene Ontology annotation, molecular function: SNARE binding; SNAP receptor activity. Lineage: Eukaryota; Metazoa; Chordata; Hyperoartia; Petromyzontiformes; Petromyzontidae. The record is from RefSeq and is a predicted model, not a curated record. Gene Ontology annotation, biological process: intracellular protein transport; vesicle fusion; exocytosis.